UAGAGUCUCGACUUACAGAUGGUAGUGAUAAUAAUUUAAAUAAUCCAACUUCUGGUACUCCAAAACAAAAUUUUCAAAUGAAAUAUCCACCUGAACCUUUUUUUGGCCCAGAUGGAGAUUCAAUGAUAAAAACACCUUCUGAUAUUGUUGACACUGAUCCGACACAACCAGUACCCAAGUGUACUGAUCCAUUACCAGCUAAUACUUAUCCAAUGCCAAGAUGCAUCUCUAAUAUUAUAUCUAAUUAUCGUUUAAAUCAGUUUGAUGUUGGAAGGGCAAUGAGCUAUCGAUCUAAAAGACUAACUAGUCAUUUGACUACUUUUUUUGCUCAAUUUGUUAGUUAUGAUAUUAGCAGUUCUCAAAACCAUGCACAACCAAGUCAUAAAUUGCAUAUACCAUCUGAUGAUGCAACUUAUAAUUCAUAUAAUUCAGUAACAUCAUUACCAGGUCAAUUGAGUAAUUUGAAGUCAAUUCCUUUUAAUCGAUCAGAUUUUCUUCCUACUACUACACAAACACCAAAGCGUACUGGUUACAAUAAUGCAACUCCUUUUCUAGACUUGAGUUCUAUUUAUGGUAUUACUACUGAAAAUGCAAAAAAUCUUCGUGAGGGUAAUAAAGGAAAAUUAAAGACUAGUGGAAAUAUAAAUGACCCUUACCCAUUUAAGGAUCCAACAACAGGAAAUUAUAUUGUUGGUGCUAGUUCUGCACGAUCAAAUAAUAUUUUUACAAUGGCUAUUCACACUAUUUGGUUGCGUGAACAUAAUAGAUUAUGUGAUGAACUUUAUGAAAAAAAUGGUGAUGCAUGGACUGAUGAUCAAUAUUUUGAAGAGGCUAGGAAAUGGAAUAUUGCAUUUUACCAAAGAGUUGUUACAGAAGAAUAUCUUGGAGUUGUACUGGGUAAACCACUGCCACCAUAUCAAAAAUAUGAUCCAAAUCUAACUCCAGGAAUUGAUGUUUUUUUUGCAACAAUAACGUUCAGAUAUGGUCAUAGUGAGCUGAGUGAUUUUUUUCAAAUUCAAGAUGAAUAUGGUGAUGCAGUUGUGGAAUUAUCAUUAGAAAAUAUUAUGAAACUGGGUUUUCUGGAAAAUUUUGGUGUAGCAAGUUUAUUGAGAUCAAUAUCUUUGCAACGUCAAGAAGAUGUUGAUAUAUAUUAUUCUGAUGCAACAAGAAAUGUUAAAUCACCUGAACCAAACAUUUAUGAUAUUGUAGCAUUUGAUGCUUUAAGAGCUAGAGAUAGAGGAAUUGCAUUAUAUAAUGAUGUUCGUCAGGCAUAUGGUUUAAAAAAAAAAGAUUCAUGGGAAAAUAUAACUUCAGUUAAAGAAAUACAAGAUCAUCUACAACAAUUGUAUCCCAAUGGUCCUAAUCAACUAGAAGCUUUGGUUGGAGCAAUGUCUGAAGAUCAUUUAGAUGGAUCAAACUUUGGUGAACUAAUGUACACUAGUAUGGUCACUCAGUUUAUGAAUAUUAGGAAUUCAGAUAGAUUUUGGUGGGAGAACAAAGAGAACAACUUGUUUACUGAUGAAGACAGAGCCAUCAGACUUAGAAAUCAAACAACAUUUAGAGAUAUUAUUAUACGUAAUUUAGAUGGUAUUUUUCAAACAGCAAUCCCACAAAGUAUUUGGUCAGUUCAACCAACACAGAAAUUGUCCAAGUCAUCAAAAUACUUUAAUCAUAUUUCCUUAUGGCCAGCAGCAUAUGUUGUUGGUUAUGAGAUUGCUGGAAAUUACAUUAACUUCCAAGUUCAAAUACUAACCACAAAUGGUAAUGCAUGGUUUGGAAUGGGGUUUGAUCCUGAUAAUAAUGGAAUGAGUGGAGCAGAUUUUGUAAUUGGAAUUAUUUCUAAUGGAAAUAUAUCAUCUUUAUCAAAUUAUCGAUCAGCUAUAACUGGUUACAACCCUCCUAUACCUGAUGGUGACGAUUCAGAUUUACAAAUAAUUAAUUAUACACCUCCUGAUAAAGAUAAUUUUGCAAUUAUUGAAUUCACAAGACCUUUAAUACCUUAUGGAAGAAAAGGGAUUAAAUAUGGACCUAUGAAAUAUAUUUUGGCCUAUAACCCUGCAAGUUCAGUAUUUUCAUAUCAUCAAAAUAAUCGUCAAAUGACAUGGUUUGAUUUUUACAAUAAUCAACUUUCACCAUCUGUAUCUUAUGGUCAAAGACUAGCAAAAUUAGCUCAUGGGAUUGGAAUGUUCUUAACUUGGAGUGUUCUAUUUCCUGCUUCUAUUUAUAUUGUAAGAUAUUACAAACAUACAAAUAGUUACAUCAAAACACAUCGACUUGCACAAUUGGUUGGUGGUAUUAGUAUCGGUAGUUUUGGUUCAGCAGCUAUGGCAACAAUCAGCACAAAAACAAGUCAUUCAUGGCUGGGAAUGUCAAUAUAUAUUUUGUUAUUUAUUGAACUUGGAUUAGGUCUAAUAUCAAUUUGGGGUCAAGUGUCAAUAGUGUCAGUUAAUCAUGGGUAUCCUAGAUUUGUUAAAAGAAUUCACAGAUUUUUUGGAUUUUCUUUAUUAAUAUCUGCAUGGGUAAAUGUAUAUAUGGGAAUUGAUGCAUAUUGUUUAUCUUAUGGAUCAGAAUCAUUAUAUUAUAAGAUUGUAUAUCUUACAUGGAUUGGUGUAGUAUUUAUAGCAUUUAUAUUUAGUGAGUAUUGGUGGAAUUGGAGAGGAAAUUUGAAAUGGAUAGAUACCUUGUUGAAUUUUGAAAAAGGAAACAAAAAAGAAUACGAUCUUUCAUCAUAUAUUAACAAAAAAGAUUUAGCUAAAUUAACAGAACUUACAUGGUGUGAAAUUAAUGAACAUGUUCAACGUGGAGCAUAUUUAGUAGUUUGUGAUGGAUUUAUUGUUAAUGUGAGAAAAUGGAUUAAGGUACAUCCUGGUGGAGCAAAAAUUCUUGAACAUGUCAUAGGAACAGAUAUAACAAAUGAUUUUUUUGGUUAUAAAGGUAAAGAGAUUAUUGAGCAAAUUAAUUUACCAGCAAUAAAAUCAAUAAAACCUGUUCCCACUGGUAUAUCAACAUCAGUUUUAGCACAAUAUACAGAUAUUUUACAUGAGAGAACCAAAAAAUAUACAACUGAAAGAAAUUCAGUUGCACAAGUUGUUGAUGAUAUGAAUCGUAAAUAUUUCUUAAAGGCACCUUUGGCUAUACAUCCACAUAAUUUAUUUGCAAUUAAGAAAAUGGCAACAAUGGUUGAGGCAAAAUUAAAAGAAAGCCCAGAUGUUGAAUCAUCAAUAUUACCUGUACCAACAAUACCACCAAUGGAUGUAAAUAAUAUUGAUAUUGAUAGUGAAGCAGAUUCAGGAAUUGCUAGACAAGAUACAAUGUUUAGAAUAAAGUUCCGCAGAUACAAACUGACAAGCAAAGUACCUAUCAAUGGCAGUAAAGAAUAUCCAGUGAUGAAAUUCACAUUUACAAUAGUGCAUCAAAAUGAAAAUGAAGCUUAUAAUCAUAAAUUGAAAUUCUUGCCAGGACAUUAUAUUGAAGUGCAAUCAAGAAUUAAAGGGCAAGUGGUAAUUAGAAGUUAUACACCAAUAGAAGGCAAUAUUGUUCAAAGUUUUAGUAUUUUUGUUAAAGUGUAUCCAGAUGGAUUAAUGUCACGACAUUUGAUUCAAGUGAGAGGACCAUUUGAUGUUGGAGAUAGAGAAGUUUUGCAAACACCAUUAUCUGUUGAUGCAACAUCACAAUAUAGAAAAUCAAGUUUACUUGCAAAAAAUAUCCCAUCAUUCAUAUCUUCAUCAACAAGUUCUUUACUUAAUCCUAAGACUCAGGAUGGUCAUUGGAAAAAAUUAUAUAUGAUUUGUGGUGGUACUGGAAUUGCACCAAUGUUACAACUGAUAACAUACCAUUUGGAAUUAUGUAUGAGACGUAGUCAUGCACCAACAAUACCUAAUAAACGAGUAUCAAUGCAUUUGUUAUAUGGUAACCAUAGAAUAGAGGACAUAAUUAAUGGUGUAGAAUUAGAAGAUUAUCAAUUAAAUAGUGCAGGUAUGCUAACUAUAACAUAUGCACUAAAUAAACCAUCUCUAGCUUGGACAGGGGAAAAUGGUGAAAUUGAUCAAGGAAUGGUUUCAGAUUG
Messenger RNA from Entrophospora candida, 4066 nucleotides. NCBI's taxonomy places the organism in Eukaryota, Fungi, Glomeromycota, Glomeromycetes, Entrophosporales, Entrophosporaceae. The record is from the annotation of a GenBank genome assembly.